This is a messenger RNA of Coffea eugenioides, 941 nucleotides long. RefSeq lists its product as uncharacterized. The record is from RefSeq and is a predicted model, not a curated record. The transcript has 2 exons. Lineage: Eukaryota; Viridiplantae; Streptophyta; Magnoliopsida; Gentianales; Rubiaceae. The coding region runs from base 197 to 790 and encodes 197 amino acids.
CGUCGAAAAGAAUACAGCAAAGUAUCUUUGUCCCCUCAGCUCUCCAGUUCCCUCUGCUACUUUCCCUUCCCCUCCAGGAAACACAUUCGCAAAACCGCCAAGCAACUUCAAGAGUAGACCUAACCUCAUUCGAUACAAACUUUUUAUCCUUCAUUUGCUCCAGAAGCAUCAAGGAGUCCAAUACAGCAACUCGAUCAUGGAAGAAUCUGAGACAUAUCCGAAAGACUAUUACUCUCAAGAACCCAGAAGAACCACCUCAGACCCCACCUCCAGCUACUCCUCCUCCUCCACCACCAGUGUCCACGUGACAGCCCUUGAUGGCCUAGUCAAUGUUAAUUCACUCUUCACAAUAGCAGUAUUUGUGGGGCUAUCUUUAACCACCCCACACCAGCACAGCCUUGAAAAUUCAGCUUGUGAUGCCGGCAUCGAUGUGGCCAAGAAACUCCUUGUAUUUGAGGUCGUGUCCUUUAGUUUCUUCCUCUUCUCAUCCCUCAUAGCUCAAGGCCUCAAGCUAGCCAUCAAUCUUUUGAAUAGUAAAGAUGUUGAUGAGGCCUUUAGAGCCCACAUCAGUUUGAGGGUCCUGAGAUUUGGGAUGUUGGGCUCUGCAGUUGGAUCAGUAAUGGGGUGCUUGUUCUUGAUGCUUUCCAUGGUGAAUGUGAUUGAAAUAAGGCUGGGGAUGUUGUCUUGUGGGAGUAAAUCUACAGUUCAUGCUGUUACUGCUUUGAUUGUUCUGGUGUCGUCUGCUCUGUUGGUUUACAUUUCAACUGCUCUGUACGCUUUUCUGCAUUAGCUUAAGCUAGUGAGCUGUCUUUUUUUAUCUCCAAGUUUAUGACUUUAUUGUAUUUUCUGGUUAUUGUGUACUAUUCGGAUGCUUCAAGGUGUUUAAGCUUGAGGUAAUCUGUUAUUUCCAGUGCAAUUAGAAAAAAGUUUUGUUCUUUCAA